AUGUCGUCUUUACGGUUCGCCAAGCGCUUCUCGUCAUCAUCGCGCCUGAUCAACUUUCUCCAGUUCUCGGCCGCAACAUCGCUGGCCGGUCUCGGCGCCUGGAAGCUGUGGUCGCGAAAAUGCUUCUUCGAGCCGUUCUCACCCGAAACCGAUGCUCUCUUUCACAGCGAGUACUAUCGGAAAUUUAACCCGGGCAAGCAUCCUUCUCUAGACGAUUCGUGUGUGAGGAAGGUGGCGCUUUCCAAGAUACAGCCCGAGCUUGUGGAAGAUGCGCUGAGCGGAGGUUCAAAGCUUUUGGAAAAGUUCUGCGGUGGCCUUUGGGGCGGUUAUGGGUACGCAAUCCAACGGAAAAUCUUGAACCGACUUUGGAAGAACGAGUCAAAUUCAAGCAUGCUCUGGGAGAAAGGCGAACUGCUCAACAAUAGCUACGAAAAAGGAACCGUGGUAACCAACCAUUUCGUGGUCCUCGAAAAAUCCCCCAGGUCCAUCAUCAUGCGCGGCGGACCGUCCCCGACGAUGGAACCAGGAAAUCCGCAGGAAAAGGAAAACCUUGCUGAAAUCACCGUCGACAUCGAUGCCAACACCGGGCAGGCAGAGUUCCGACUGAAGAACAUUUUCUUCAACGCCGUCGAGUAUUCCACGAAACCCAUGUUCCCGGGCCCCGUCGUAUGGCUUCAUUUUCAAUACUGCAAAUUGCUUGUUGAGGCCGGCGUGAGCCAUUGCAUCUCCUAG
Messenger RNA from Scedosporium apiospermum, 732 nucleotides. RefSeq lists its product as uncharacterized. The coding region runs from base 1 to 732 and encodes 243 amino acids. The record is from RefSeq and is a predicted model, not a curated record. Lineage: Eukaryota; Fungi; Ascomycota; Sordariomycetes; Microascales; Microascaceae. The transcript is spliced from 3 exons.